Messenger RNA from Triplophysa dalaica, 880 nucleotides. RefSeq names its product proteasome 20S subunit beta 1 (gene psmb1). Gene Ontology annotation, cellular component: proteasome core complex. The transcript is spliced from 6 exons. The coding region runs from base 62 to 772 and encodes 236 amino acids. NCBI's taxonomy places the organism in Eukaryota, Metazoa, Chordata, Actinopteri, Cypriniformes, Nemacheilidae. The record is from RefSeq and is a predicted model, not a curated record.
AGACCUGUCAACUUCCGGUGGCCAUAUUGCGGUGAGACAGCGAGUUUUGGUUGUGUGUUUCAUGAUGAUUUCUGCUCAGAAUUACGGUGAUAAGAUGAAGGAAUACCACUACACAGGACCAGUGGAGCAUAAAUUCUCACCUUAUGCUUUUAACGGAGGGACUGUGCUGGCGGUGGCUGGAGAUGACUUCGCUAUUGUGGCUUCAGACACACGUUUAAGUGAGGGAUAUGCCAUCCACAGCCGGGACUCCCCAAAAUGCUACAAACUGACAGACACUACUGUGCUUGGCUGCAGUGGUUUCCAUGGUGACUGCUUGACGCUAACCAAAAUCAUCGAGGCAAGACUGAAGAUGUACAAGCACUCAAAUAACAAGAGCAUGACAAGUGGGGCCAUUGCGGCCAUGCUUUCAACAAUUCUGUAUGGCAGGCGCUUCUUCCCUUACUAUGUGUACAACAUCAUUGGCGGUCUCGAUGAGGAAGGUCGAGGUGCAGUGUACAGUUUUGAUCCAGUUGGAUCAUACCAGAGGGACAGUUACAAAGCAGGUGGCUCAGCAAGUGCAAUGCUGCAGCCUCUUCUGGACAACCAGAUUGGAUUCAAGAACAUGGAGAAAGUGGAGCAGGUCCCCCUGAGCCUGGAGAAAGCUGAACAGCUGAUAAAGGAUGUGUUCAUCUCUGCUGCUGAGAGAGAUGUCUACACGGGAGAUGCUCUUAAAUUAUGCAUCGUCACCAAGGAAGGCAUUCGAGAAGAGAUUAUGCCACUUAGGAAAGAUUGAGAACACCUUCUCGGCCAAACCUUAGCCUUUUUUGUUUAACUCGGUUGUAUCCUUCACUCUGCUGUUCUUUUUAUAUUUCGACCCAAGAAUAAAUACAUGCCACCAGUA